AUGGCGCAGUCGAUUCGCAUAAAAAAGCCUGCCGCUUCGGCCGCUUUGGCCGCUUCAACCUCUGCGUCCUCGUCAACCCUCGCCGCACCCUUCACCACCAACCACGCUGGCUCAGCCGCCCCUGCAGAUGCCUCUGAAGCGCACACCCAGAAUGUAGUCGUGCUUGGUGGCUCGUACGGCGGUAUGCGUGCUGCUACUGUCCUGGCACAGAAGCUUCCUCCUACCCACCGCGUCAUCCUCAUCGAGCGCAACUCGCACUUUAACCAUCUCUACGUCUUUCCACGCUUCUCUGUUCUGCCCGGUCACGAGCACAAGGCUUUCAUCCCAUACACGAGCAUCUUUAAGGAUGCGCCUGCACGCCCAAACUCGCAGCUUCAGCGCGGCCGUUCCACCGCAUCUUCCGCCAAGCACUCGGAUCCAACUCCAAAACUAGCCGCAGCUGCGUCAGGUCCAUCCAGCGUCACCCGUAAUGCGCUCGAGAUGGGCUCCACUUCCUCUUCCUCUUCCUCUUCCUCCUCCUCCUCCUCCUCUGCCUCUGCCUCUGCCUCUGCCUCUGCCUCUGCCUCUGCCUCUGCCUCUGCCUCUGCCUCUGCCUCUGCUUCUGACGCCAAGCCUGGCACUUCACGCAGAGCUGCUGUAACCGCCUCCACGCCUAGCUCCAUGCCGGAUGUGCCAGAAGAUUCUCUCGUGACUGAUGACGCUUUUGCCGCGAUCGGUGACGAGGAGAUCAAUUCCUUCCGGUCCGACUCGCCUGCAUCUUCUCGUGGACGCUCUCAGGACAGUCGUCACUCUUCCCAAUUGUCCGUCUCAACCGAAUUCAGUGCUGCCGAUUCAGACUCGAGCAGCUCCACCUACGACGUGCCCAGCACCGCCGCGUCUUCCUACAUCGAAACCGACAUCAAGCUCACCAGCUCCAAAGGUAUCGAGGACGAGCUCUCCCUCAAUGCCGUCAAAGCACGGCAGGAGGAAAAACUCGGCAGGCCCGAGAUUCAGAUCACCGAACUCACCAGUGCGGUACAACAAAGUCUCAAUUUGGACGGUCACAACGCUGACGAUCAUGACCAAAGUGUCGCCGACGGAUUUGAAAACUCUGCGCCCCACAUUGUUCUGCAGGCUUCCGUCACCGAUAUCUCUCCAACCCACGUGACUGUCACGCCCACAUGCUCGUCGUCCUCGCAUCACUUGUCAGAAUUCUCGCCGAAAAAGUCGCUCUGGGCCAUCGAGAGCGUUCAAAUCCCCUACUCGCACCUCGUCUAUGCGCUCGGAAGCCACCUCCCAGAUCCGCUGCGCACCGAGGCACGCUUCAAGGCGGACGGAACCGACUGGAUGCGCAAGAUCCAGGAUCGCAUCAAGCACUCCAACGAGAUUGUGCUUGUCGGUGGCGGUGCCCUCGGUGUGCAAUUUGCCACCGACAUUGCCUCUGUGCAUCCGGGCAAGAAGGUGACGCUGAUCCACUCGAGAAAGCAGCUCCUCCCCAACUUUGACGAGCGCGUUCACCAGAUUGCCUACCACAGACUCACGAAGCUCGGUGUCAAUGUUGUGCUUGGAGAGCGACUUGCCCUUACCGAAGGGUGUCCGCGCGGCUCCACCGUACAGAGCUCGGCUGCGGAUGCGGUGGGUGCCAAGGCCGAAGUCUGUGUAACAGGUGAUGCAAACGGUCAAGGUAUCCAGGCGCAUCAAGAGGGCAUGUGCAUCGGCAGUGGACGCAAGCUCGUCCGCACUACGGGCGGCAAGUCGUUUGAAUGCGACCUGCUGCUUCUGUGCACUGGUCAGCAACCCAACUCGUCGCUCAUGGCGAGGCUGAGUCCGAGCUCGGUGGAUCCGAGCAGUCGUCUGAUUCGCGUUCAUCGAAGUUUGCAAGUCGCUGUUCCCGAUCCACGCGAUGCAGCGCAGCAGCCGUUCGACGCCAAACCGCCGUGUGGCGAUUGCGACUGCUUUCUUGACAAGAAGGCGCACGGCGCCGAGUUGAACAGUGGACAAGAGCACCACCUCGUCGAGCAUCUUGGACACGAAUCGCGCCGGCUCACAAACGUCUACGCUAUUGGCGAUGUUGCCGAUGCGUUCGGAGCGUUAAAUGCCGGCUACCAGGCUUGGAACAUGGCGGAUAUCGCCGCGGAAAACAUCCUCCGAGAUCUCGCAUCUCACAACGCACAUGCACCCCAACAUGUCCAGAUGGCCCACUUCGAGCCUGCAGUCAACAUGCUCAAACUGAGUCUCGGGCUGGGCAAGAUGGUCUUCCAAGGCCCCACGAUCGCGCAACAUGCACCGCACCCCGCGCAGCCCCACCAAACCGGCGCCUUGGACGACACCAACGACCUCCCUCUCAACGGCCGCAUCCCCGGCAGACCAGAGAUCACCAUCAAAGACGAUCCCGACGACCUCGGUGUCGAGGGCGUCUGGACCUUCAUGGCUAACGCCGAUACGAGCGAUAUGUACAAGUAG
Molecule: messenger RNA, 2442 nt
Organism: Mycosarcoma maydis (corn smut)
Lineage: Eukaryota; Fungi; Basidiomycota; Ustilaginomycetes; Ustilaginales
Exons: 1
Coding region: 1-2442 (813 amino acids)
Cellular component (GO): cytoplasm
Molecular function (GO): electron-transferring-flavoprotein dehydrogenase activity; flavin adenine dinucleotide binding
Source: RefSeq, a predicted model, not a curated record